AUGUUAUAUGAUGGUAAGAUUGUAGCGAUAAAAAAAUCAAAGUUGGUUGAGGUGAAUCAAUUGGAACAAUUUUUAAAUGAAGUGGUGAUACUAUCACAGAUAAAUCAUAGGAAUGUGGUCAAAUUAUUGGGGUGUUGUUUGGAGACUGAGGUUCCUCUGCUUGUUUACGAAUUCAUGCCAAAUGGGACACUAUUUGAUCUAAUACAUGAUCAAAGUAGUGAAUUUCCAUGUACAUGGAACAUGCGCUUGAAAAUUGCAGUAGACAUAGCAGGGGCAGUAGCGUACUUACACUCUGCAUCUUUUGUGCCUAUCUAUCACAGAGAUAUCAAGUCUACUAAUAUCCUCCUAGAUGAAAAAUAUGUUGUCAAAGUGUCAGAUUUUGGAACAUCGAGGUGUAUUGCUUCAGAUAAAACUCACUUAACUACUCUGGUUAAAGGGACGUUUGGAUAUCUAGAUCCAGAAUAUUUCCGGUCAAGUCAAUUCACAGAGAAGAGUGAUGUUUAUAGUUUUGGGGUAGUUCUUGUCGAGCUUCUUACUGGACAACGACCAAUAUCUCUUGAUAAAACAGAAGAGGAAAGAAGCCUAGGGACACGGUUCCUUGUAUGCAUGGAAGAAGAAUGUGUGGAUACGAUUUUAGAUCCACAAGUUCAGGAGCAAGGAAGAAAGGAAGAGGUGACCCUAGUUGCGAAGCUUGCACAAAGAUGUUUAAACUUAAAAGGAAGAAUGAGACCAACUAUGAAAGAAGUUGCUACUGAAUUGGAAAGUUUCAGGAUAUCUGAAAUGUCGAGUGGUGUUAAUGUUGAAUCAGAAGAUGUGAGAUAUUUCGAUGAUAUGCCCAUGAUGAUUUCGGACACUGAGUACACAUGGACGAACAGUUAUAAAAAUGUUUUUGCAUCAUCAUCAUUAGACACGCGCCCAUUAGUCCGUUAG
Molecule: messenger RNA, 930 nt
Organism: Salvia hispanica
Lineage: Eukaryota; Viridiplantae; Streptophyta; Magnoliopsida; Lamiales; Lamiaceae
Source: RefSeq, a predicted model, not a curated record